CGUGACACUUCUCCGUGCUGCUCACUUCCUGGUCUCGCCCCCUCCCAGUAGCAAUAGGGGGCAGCACGGGUAGCCACUGGCGCCUGCUGCCGCAGCAGCCCCGGGGCGUCGCGCGCUUGGCGUCCCUGGCUCGCGAGGCGAAUGGAACGUUGCGUUGGGCGACGGAACGUUGACCCGGGUGGCUGCGAGGUUCGGAGCUCGCGCUCGCUGAGCGGGGGUGGCGGCGGCCGCGGGCGGGCUGGACCAGCAGCAGCUGCGGGGACCGGCGGCGGCGGCGGCUCUUGAUGCGGCUCUCUUUCUGCAGCCUGGAAUCUUCUACAUGCUUCUCACACCAUUAUGUAGAAGGAGCUUUCUGAGUUUCAUUUGUAAAGCAGAAGACGACUAUUUUUGAUUCUUUUUCACAUGCAAGUAUGAACAUUAUAACCUAUGAUGAUUACUCCAAUCCACCGCUUCAGAGAUAUUGAGAGGAAACCUGAAUACCUCCAGCCAGACAAGUGUGUUCCACCUCCUAGCCAUAGUUCCUUGGGAGCAAUGUGGUUUAUUCGAGACGGCUGUGGUAUUGCAUGUGCUGUGGUGACCUGGAUGCUUGUCUUCUAUGCAGACUUUGUAGUCCUUCUUGUUAUGUUGGUUCCAUCGAGAGACUACAUUUAUAGUGUGAUCAAUGGGAUAUUGUUCAACAUGUUGGCUUUCCUGGCUUUGGCUUCACAUUUUCGAGCUAUGCUGUCAGACCCAGGUGCUGUGCCCAAAGGUAAUGCCACAAAAGAAUUCAUUGAGAGUUUACAGCUGAAGCCAGGACAGGUGGUUUAUAAGUGUCCAAAAUGCUGUAGCAUCAAACCAGACAGAGCACAUCACUGCAGCGUUUGCAAGAGGUGUAUUCGGAAAAUGGAUCAUCACUGUCCAUGGGUUAAUAACUGUGUAGGAGAGAAUAACCAGAAGUACUUUGUACUGUUUACAAUGUAUAUAGCACUAAUUUCCAUGCAUGCCCUCAUCAUGGUGGGAUUUCACUUCCUGUAUUGCUUUGAAGAAGACUGGACAAAAUGCAGCUCCUUCUCUCCACCAACUACAGUGAUCCUUCUUAUCCUCUUGUGUUUUGAGGCUCUCUUGUUUCUUAUCUUCACAUCUGUAAUGUUUGGGACCCAGGUACACUCCAUCUGCACUGACGAAACGGGUAUCGAGCGCCUUAAGAAUCAGACACCUACUUGGGAAAAAGUCAGCAGCUGGGAAGCGAUGAAACUGGCUUUUGGUGGUAAUUUCUCCCUGAGCUGGUUCAAUCCUUUUUCAGGCCUGAGUUGCAAAAAGGCUCCACCAUCUGGGGUGGCAGCAGUCACUCCACCUGAAAUAGUGACCGAAGAGGCUUUUGAGCAAUUCUUGGAACAAGAGGUUGCUGUCCAAGUGUUAAAUGAAUAAGCAAAAUGCUCUCCAAAAUGACAACAAAGGCUCUCUGUUUUUAUGAAAUGUUCGCACCCCAGAUUUAGCUUUAAGGGACCAUGGUGCAGAAAACAUCUGGACAUAUUUGUCCAGAAGUCAGGUGCAGUACUAGUAGAAGCAAUGCAAAUCUCUCCUGACUGCCCAACCAAUGAUGUAAAACGUAUAAGCUCCAUUUCCACCACUGGAAAGCUUUUAUUAAGCAAAGAGCAACUACCCAGCUUUGCACAGUUCCUAAUUGUUUGUUCAAGGAGUAACUCCUUUUUUGGCUCACUAGGUGCUGAUGCUGCCUUUAACCCAGGAAGUUCCCAGUUCAGAUUUCAGCUGUCUUAAAGUUCAGGGCAGAUCCACAGAUGGGCAAAUUCAUCCUGGUGUAACUCCAUUGACAUCACUGGACUUGUGCUGGGGAUAAAUUUAGCCCAGAGUAACUCCAGCUACUGCCUGAGAUUCUUCUAUUUGAAGGCCUGAUCCAAUGCUCAUUCAAGUCAACAGGAGCCAUUCCACUGACUUCUAUGGGCUUUGAAUCAGGCCCUAAGUGUGAUGGUGACUGACUCACUGGCAGACGUAACAGAUGAAUCUGGUAUAUUGCUACUGUUUAGUAAACAUAACAGAUGAAUACGUGAAUCUUGGCAGCACGGUAAAUCUGCCAGAUCAAGUCCUUAUCAGUGUGUCAUGAAAUUCUAUUUGCUGUUAAUAGCAUGAUUGUUUUUAAGAAGGAAACCUGCUUAGUUACAGUAGCUUCCAUUAAAGAGUGUGUCUGACAUGCUAUAAUAUUGCCUUAAAUGUCAAUAUCUUAAAAUAUUCAGCUGUCAAUUCUUGGUUAGAAGUGGACUUUUUAAAGGUGACCACUAUUGAAUAUUUUAGAUAGUUACACAUUUAUAGUUAGUAAAUGUUUACAUGAGAAUACACUAGAUAUAAAAGUUUUAUUACCAUGGGUUGGAAAGGUUACACAGCUCAUGAGUGGCAAAGUCAUAAAUGAGUUAUAUGAGUCAUCCUAAAAGGAGGCCAAUACAAUCUUUUAUAUCAAACGACAUUGUCCUACACAGAUUCUAUAUUGCAAAUGAAUAUGAAUGAAGAAAAGUUUAUUUUAGGAAUAUUUUAGCUUUUUUUUAAUAGUCUUUUUCGGUCAUCUUUUCCUUGUAAAAAUAGAUACCUUAGCUACCAUCAAUUUAAUUCUAUAGAACCCAAGGAAGCUAUAGUUUGGCCCUGCCACUGGCUUGUCAGAUGACCUUGGGCAAGCUGCUUCCUCUCUGUGCCUCAGUUUCUCUAACACAGGGAUAAUGAAACCUACCUCCUCUCUGAAGUGCAUAGAACUCUAUGGAUGAAAGGCAUUAUGAUGUAAGAGGUAGGUGAUGAUUUUAUUUAUUAAAGAGGUUCCAGAUGGAACCUGUACCAACCAGCCUCAUUUGAAAAAUGUUCAGAAUUUAAAAUAAAACAAAACCCCACAGCCUUAGAGUGUAAUGACUUGACACACAUGAGUACUGAAAAGAGACUCUUUGUUCCAGUCCUCUGCCAUGGGUGAGGGUCACAAUAAAUAAAUCCCCUUAUGAUCUGAUGUGGGUUAGUAUGCACUGACUCUGGCAGCGGCUACAAGCAGUUUGUUGAAAAACAGGAAAACUUUUUGAGCAAACAUUUCAGAAAAAUUGUGCGACCCCCCCCCCCCUUUUUUUUUAAAUUGAGAAAAUCUGAAACUUUUCUAGGUGCUCUAGUCAACAGGAAUUAAGAAUCAGGUUUGUUCCUAUAUCUACAGCUUAGUUUAAAAGAAAACCUGCCCUUCUGUAUACUAAGCUGUUGUUCUGUCAUCAGAAACAAACAGAACAUCUCUUCUGUAAACUGCUCAGGAUGUAGUUGUAUCUGACUAUAGUAAAGUGAGCAACUGUCACUCUUCUGCACCCAAAGUGCACUUUUAUCUAACAGUGUUUCAAAGCAAGAGGGCGAAGAGGAACACUUAAGAAACUACAUGGGGGAGUUAGUAUGGGGGGGGGGAAGGGAACAUUUAAGGAGGGAAAAUAAGACUGGACCUUUUAACUCGUGUAUUCUAGUUCUGUCUUGGUGUUUGGCCUGAGGUAAGUCAUUUAACCUCUCAGCCUUAGACCAUGUCCACACUUACAAGCUUACAGCAGCACAACCGUACUGAUAUAGCCGUGCUGCUGUAAGAGCGCUGGUGUAGCUGCUCUAUGCUGACGGAAGAGAGCUCUCCUGUCAACAUAAAAGCUAUGUCGAUGGGUGAGUGUCUCCCGCUGACAUAGUGCUGUUCAUAUCAGCACUUAUGCCGGCCAAAUUUAUAUUACUCGGAGGUGUUUUUUUUCACACUCCUGAGUGACAAAAGUUUUGCUGACAUAAGUGCUAGUGUAGACAUGGCCUUAGUUGCCCUAGCUGUAAAAAGGCCGGAGCAACACUGGAUUAUGUGAGGACUAAUUAAUGUUUGCAAUGUAAAUUACUUUGAAAUGCUAUAUCAGGGCUAAUUAUUAGAAUGGGAAAUAGUAUCUGUUUUGCUUGGGGAAAAAUAGGAACAACUGGCACACACGUGUUACAUAUUUGCUGAAAUAAAAUGAUGGCAGGGACUGUACAUUAAUUAUUUGUUAAAAUACAUUUUUUUGGAUAAGCCUCUGACUGUUCUGAUACAAGCCAUUCAGCUUUUUUGAAGUCAGAGUGGGUAUCAUAUAAAAACAGGCUGUCGUAUUAGAUUUCCGCUACUGUUUCUGACCUGCCUGAGAAUACCAGGGAAAAGUAGAAUGUCCGUUGACUUCAGUGGAGCUAGGAUUUCACCAUGUGAGGGAGACUUAUUUGUUUGUUGCGUUCCGAUGGCGCCGCUGCUUCUUGGACAUGAGCACAAUCACAGCUUCUUUGGGAGUGGUGACCAUUGGAAGGGGAUAUAUUCCCCCUCUCCUUUUUUUAUUUUUACCUGUUCCUGCUCAACGUGACUGCAGGACUCAUGUAUUUUACUAGAGCUGUCAAGCAAUUAAAAAAAAUUAAUCACAAUCAUGUGAUUAAUGGCACAGUUAAUAAUAAAAUACCAUUUAUUUAAAUUUUUUGAUGUUUUCUACAUUUUCAAAUAUAUUUAUUUCAAUUACAACCCAGAACACAAAGUGUACAGUGCUCACUUUAUAUUUACUUUUGAUUACAAAUAUUUGCAUUGUAAAAAACAAAAGAAAUAGUAUUUUUCAAUUCACCUAAUACAAGUACAUGAUAAUCUCUUUAUCAUGAAAGUUGAACUUACAAAUGUAGAAUUAUGUACAAAAAAAACCCUGCAUGUUUUAUUUUUGAAAUCUAAAAAUUUUAGAGCCUACAAGUCCAAUCAGUUCUACUUCUUCUUCAGCCAAUUGCUAAGACAAACCAGUUUGAUUACAUUUGGAGGAGAUAAUGCUGCCAGCUUGUUAUUUACAAUGUCACCUGAAAGUGAGAACAGGCGUUUGCCUGACACUGUUGUAGCCAGUGUUGCAAGAUAUUUGUGCGCCAGAUGCGCUAAAGAUUCGUAUGUCCCUUCAUGCUUCAACCAGAAUUCCAGGGGACAUGUGUCAAUGCUGAUGACGGGUUCUCCUCGAUAACAAUCCAGAGCAGACCGACACGCGUUCAUUUUCACUAUCUGAGUCAGAUGCCACCAACAGAAGGUUGAUUUUCUUUUUUGGUGGUUCGGGUUCUGUAGUUUCUACAUCGGAGUGUUGCUCUUUUAAGACUUCUGAAAGCAAGCUCCACACCUUGUCCCUCUCAGAUUUUGGACCGCACUUCAGAUUCUUAAACCUUGGGUCGAGUGCUGUAGCUAUCUUUAGAAAUCUCAAAUUGGUACCUUCUUUGUGUUUUGUGAAAUCUGCAGUGAAAGUGUUCUUAAAACAAACAUGUGCUGGGUCAUCAUCCAAGACUGCUAUAACAUGAAAUAUAUGGCAGAAUGCAGGUAAAACCGAGCAGGAAACAUACAAUUCUCCCGCAAGGACUUUAGUCACAAAUUUAAUUCACGCAUUAUUUUUUAACGAGUGUCAUCAGCAUGUCCUCUGGAAUGGUGGCCAAAGCAUGAAGGGGCAUACAAAUGUUUAGCAUAUCUGGAACGUAAAUACCUUGCAAUGCCGGCUACAAAAGUGCAAUAGGAACGUCUGUUCUCAUUUUCAGGUGACAUUGUAAAUAAGUGGGCAGCGUUAUCUCCCAGUAAAUGUAAACAAACUUGUCUUAGUGACUGGCUGAAUGAGAAGUAGGACUGCGUGGGUUUGUAGGUGUUAAAGUUGUACAUUGUUUUGUUUUUUUGAGUGCAGUUAUGUAGCAAAAAAAAAAAUCUACAUUUGUAAAUUGCACUUUCACUAUAAAGAGACUGCACUAUGGUACUUGUAUGCGGUUAAUUUAAAAAUACUAUUUCUUUUGUUUAUCAUUUUUAUAGUGCAAAUAUUUGUAAUAAAAAUACUAUAAAGUGAGCAGUGUACACUUUGUAUUCUGUGUUGUAACUGAAAUCAAUAUAUUUGAAAAUGUAGAAAAAGACCCCAAAUAUUUAAUAAACAGAAUACCAAUUGAAAUUUAACUGUGCGAUUACAACUGUGAUUAAUUUUUUUUUAAUUGCAAUUAAUUUGAGUUAAUUGCGUGAGUUAACUGCGAUUAAUCGACAGCCCUAAUUUUUACUUCUGUUUCCUCCUCCCCUUAUUAUUUUUAUGUGGUUGUGUCUGCUUCUGGGCCUACCUGAAACUAAGAAACAAAACGAAGAGGCGCACGAAAGCAAAUAACCCAAAUGGAAGGUGAUGUAAAUGUUUUCAAAGCCAGCUGAGAUUCUGUUGAAGAAGACCGCUAGCUAGUGAUAGAAUGUCUUCACGGAAUCUGUCUCCUACAAUGAAUAGGAAAGUCUUGUUUUGCCUCAGCCUGUACUUUUAUUAUCUGGCAAUCUGAGACAAAUUUUUGUUGUUGUUUUUACCAAAUUGUCCAGAAACACUCAUGGUUAACCAAAAAAACCACAGGCUCUUAUCAAUGUAACCCUUUUUUUCCCUUCCCCUUCCAAUGUGUAUUACCAUCCCUUGUCAAGUUGUGUCUUAACUUGGUGCCUGAUCCUUCAAACCUUACUGAGUAUAUUGACUGCUACUGAGAGUAGUCCCCUUAUAAUCUCCAGAUCUACUCUCCACAAGAAAGCACUAUGCCCCGUGGUAAGCAUGUGCAGGAUCUGUCCCUUAAAUUGUAAGGUCUUUGGAGUAGGGAUGUUGUCUUUUUUCCUCUGAAAAGCCCUACUGUAUAUUUACAGUGUUAUAAAAAUACUGAUUAGCCUAUGGUAGUGAUCUAUUCCACGAACAAUGUGUUUUUAAAUGAAUGAGUUAUACAGCUUUCUGUAUACUGAAUGAGUUAUACAGCUUUCUGGGUACAUGAAUGAGAAAAAAAUGUUAGAUCUUUCAGCACAAAUGUUUAAUAUAUUAGGGAUAGGGAUAAGACAGCAGGGUAAAGUACUCCUAUAUUUUAUAUACAUCUGUGGGUCUUGUUAAGCAGCUGUUCUAUGCAGUUAAGGAAUUUAUGUAUUUAAAAAUGUUCUGUUUUGCUAUUUGUAACUCCAUUUUGUGCCUUCAGUAGAUGUUAUACUUAUUAAAGAAUUAAUAUUUCCAUCCA
Molecule: messenger RNA, 6990 nt
Organism: Chelonia mydas (Green sea turtle)
Lineage: Eukaryota; Metazoa; Chordata; Testudines; Cheloniidae
Gene: ZDHHC3
Product: zinc finger DHHC-type palmitoyltransferase 3
Exons: 7
Coding region: 427-1407 (326 amino acids)
Biological process (GO): peptidyl-L-cysteine S-palmitoylation; protein targeting to membrane
Cellular component (GO): endoplasmic reticulum; Golgi apparatus
Molecular function (GO): protein-cysteine S-palmitoyltransferase activity
Source: RefSeq, a predicted model, not a curated record